GCGAUAAACCAACUGUAAAGACAGGAAUAAUAAAGAUUAGGUAUCGAUUUUCAUGAUUUCCCGUCGUGCAUUUUGUUGCUAAACAUUCAAGAUGGCGUUAAAAGAGGCAGUGCAUGAAAAGAUCAUUAAUGAUGUCAUCCGACCAAUGAAGAAAGCUGGGGAGUGGAAAGUGCUCAUUGUUGACCAGCUGAGCAUGCGUAUGGUGUCUGCUUGCUGCAAAAUGUGUGAGAUCACUUCAGAAGGAAUCACUUUGGUGGAGGACAUUGCCAAGAGGCGAGAACCGCUACCAUUACUGGAGGCGAUAUAUUUAAUCACGCCUACGGAAAAGUCCAUGAAAGCCAUGAUGGUAGAUUUCCAGAAUCCGAACAAUACUAUGUAUCGUGCAGCUCAUGUUUACUUCACAGAAGCCUGUCCUGAUGAGCUGUUCAAUGAGCUGUGCAAAUCUCCGUGUGCUAAAUUCAUCAAAACACUAAAAGAGAUCAAUAUUGCAUUUCUUCCUUAUGAAUCGCAGGUAUACUCUCUGGAUUCAUCAGAAACAUUCCAGUUUUAUUACAACCCCCAGAAGUCAACAGGUCGGAUGUUGAAUUUGGAGAGGUGCGCUGAGCAGAUUGCAACACUGUGUGCAACUUUAGGGGAGUACCCUGCUGUGAGAUAUCGUAGUGACUUUGCUCGUAACGCUGAAUUUGCUCAGCUGGUACAGCAGAAACUGGAUGCCUAUCGGGCUGACGACCAUACCAUGGGAGAGGGUGUGCAGAAAGACCGCUCCAUGCUGCUAAUUUUGGAUCGUGGGUUUGACCCCAUCUCCCCACUGCUCCAUGAACUUUAUUUCCAGGCCAUGGCGUAUGAUCUGCUACCCAUAGAGAAUGAUGUUUACAGGUAUGAGAACACCAAUGGCAAUGAGGUUCAGGAGAAAGAAGCUCUCCUGGAUGAGAAUGAUGAGCUGUGGGUGGAGCUUCGUCAUCAGCACAUGGCGAUAGUAUCACAACAAGUGACACGCAAGCUAAAACAGUUUGCUGAGGCCAAGCGGAUGGGUUCUGCAGAGAAGGCCAACAUCCGUGACUUGUCUCAGAUGCUGAAGAAGGCACCCCAGUACCAGAAAGAGCUCAGCAAAUAUUCUGCUCAUCUGCAUCUGGCAGAAGACUGCAUGCGACAGUAUCAGAAGCAUGUUGACAAACUGUGCAAAGUAGAGCAGGACCUGGCCAUGGGAACUGAUGCAGAUGGGGAGAAAAUCAAGGACCAUAUGCGCAACAUCGUACCUAUUUUGCUGGAUCAGAACAUCACUGCAUAUGAUAAGAUUCGGAUCAUUCUCUUGUACAUAAUUCACAAGGGAGGCAUUUCUGAGGAGAACAUGACAAAGCUAGUGCAGCAUGCUCAGAUACCACCAGAGGAGAAGUGCAUCAUCACCAAUACGCAGAACCUGGAAGUUCCUAUUAUUCAAGAUGCACAGGGUAAAAAUGUUAAGGAUCUUCUUCAAGAUGCAUCUAGUUACGGCACCUUUCAAUCGAAUUUUAUUCAGCAAAGUAAAAGCCUUGCAACACCUGCUUCAUUUGAGUUGGGAAGUCGAAGAAAGUACCACCAGCCAUACCAGACAUUCAACCGGCGGGAACGAUCUUCAGAGCACACCUACCAGAUGUCACGAUGGACACCAUACAUUAAGGACAUCAUGGAGGAUGCUAUUGAAGAUCGUCUGGAUGUCAAACACUUCCCGUACUUGUCUGGAGGUGCCUCAGCUCGGCCUUUCAUGCCAGGACCACGCAGUGCUCGCUAUGGUCAGUGGCACCAAGAGAAGGGUAAAGCUAGCUACAAAAGCUGCCCUCGCCUCAUCAUUUUUAUCAUCGGAGGCCUCACCUACAGUGAAAUGAGAUGUGCAUACACAGUCACACAGGCAGUGAAAAACUGGGAAGUUCUGAUAGGUGCCACUCAUAUUUUGACACCAGAAGGUUUUCUUGGUGAUCUUCGCAGUCUUAGCUCUAGCAGCUAGACUUCAUGACUAAUUAUUUGAUUUAAUGCUGACAAACUAAUCAUCACAUCAAUUGGGACCAACAUCUACCCCUUCUGUGCCGGGAUGAUUGUCUGUAAACAUCUUUUGCUAUUCACAUCUAUGUGCACCUAGUUCACUUGAGUUCGAACAAUUUUUACUUUUAUUGUUUGUGAUCAAAGCCGCAAAGCAUACAGCUAUGUUCCUAAUCGGUAUGUGCAAUAUGGCAAGGCCAAUGUGUUACUGUAAAAAAAAAAUGUGUAGACUGUCAUUUCUAUAUGCUGUUUACUGCUGUAUUUAGCUUUGAUAAAGAUAUUAUGUUUUGUCAAUGUUUUUAUGAGUGGAAAUACAGUUUCAUUAGUGUAAAUAUUUAUAGAAGAUUUUAAUUGAUAAUGAUUUGGUUUUGACUAUGUAAAAGUACAUACCACUUAUAAUACUGUCAAAACAUGGUAUCUGAGCCCCUCUCAUUCAGAAAAUAGUUACAAUUACAUUCGGUUAACAUGAGGCCUGUUCAGAUUGUUCACUCCCCCUGAAUAACACCUUUCAAUCAGAAUUGUCAGCAUAAUAUAUAUAGGAAAUAAAUGGUAGUUUAUUUAUAAAUAACCACUGACUAAAUAAGUAAAUAAGAUGGUAAUGAUGUCAUUCAAAACUUCAUAUACACUAUACAUAUCCAUUGCACAGAUGAACACACAACCUCAAUUACAUAACAGAAUAGUGAAUUUUUAUAGAUUUUUAGACCCCUUUUUCAUAAAGUUGAACCUACUGGUUCAAGUGGUAUUAAAAACCAAUGUGUGAAACAAAAAAACAAAAAAUAGAUACAAAGGAUUCUGAUACCCAGGUUUGACAGUAUUUUUCUGUGGGUAAUUGUGCUGGAUAUUUUUUCCAGCUUGUUUUGAGGCUUGUCUCUUAACAACAGACUGAAUGCCGCUAAUGUAUGCACAUUUUAAGAUAGGUUGAGAAAUUUCCCAGAUGUCAGACACAAGUGCUGUAUGUUUACAACUGUGAUUCUUUUGCUACCGUUGAGCAGUUUAGUAAUUUACACUUUUGGAGCACAUAUUGCUAAAGCAGGAUAUAUCUGAUGCACUGAAGUGGAUCUCUUAAAGCUGCUGUUCAGCACAGCAAUGGUAAAAUCUUUGUAAAUAUAUCAUGGCUCCCUUCAUUCAGAAAGAUUAAAAGCUAAUCUGUGUUCAUGUCAAAUAGCGAGUUUUUUUCUUUAUGCAAAGUUUGAUACAAGAUAUUUUUAAUUCUUAUGAUGGAGGCAUAUAUUGUGAUGACAUGACGUUUUUCUCAUGCUGUUGUUUUGUAUUAUGGAAAUUGUUCCAAAUUAUGCAGAUCAGUUUAGAGUUAAGUUUGUAAGCUUUCCUCUGUUAAAGAUUGCUUUUUUUUUUAACCUUCUUUUUUGUAUUGAGAGGGGAAAAAACCUUUCAUUAGCUUACCCCCAACAUCGCUCUCAGCAGAUCAAACUGGUGAUAAAUGUGUUAAGAUGGUCAUUGUUCACCCGAUCAACAAACAACUUUCUGCUUGAAAGGAAUGUGGAAGCUCAUCAGUCUUAAAAAGUAUUCAGCUGAAAGCAGAUCGUUUGAAACACUUAAGCAGUUUUGCAUUUCAGGUGUUGUACAAGCAGAAGACUUGAUAAAAUGAAAAACCACUCGACCAAAAUUCGAAACAUAGAGUCCACUGUUAAGCAUGGUGCUUCAGCAAUAUUUGUAUAUGUGCACAGAACACUUUUUAGAAUUUUUAGGUGUUGCAAGUCCUUGUGCAUAGUGUCUUAUUCACUUUUCAAGGUUAUUAGGCAAAACAAAAGUACAAAAAAAGCAAAGGGUUUUUUUUCCAUUUUAAAGAAUGCCGUAGUGUACCUAGUGAAGGAGCUGUAUUUUUUUAAAUGUAAAUAAGAAAAUUAUUUGUUUGCUGUGGUGGGUGAUGUAUAGAAUGUGAUGAAUGCCCCUUAUGGUGACUGCUUAUCAAGGUGGUGUUGUCAGACCACGGACGUGGAAAGGUGGACUGCUGUCUGCCGAGGCCAACGCUUAGCCUCUUGUGAAGUUCUCCACUGUUAGUCUCAGCGAGCCUAAACAAUGUGACUAAACCAUAAGCUUUGUACACACCUGCCUCUUCUAGUAGUUAAUCUGAAAUGUGAAGCCUGCCUCGUUUUAGUUAACUGGAACAAAAUUAUCUGCUGGCAGUCCAGUAAUAAACGUUCGUGGCCAUUCCAUCACCUUGUCAGGCUAGUUACUACACCAGCUAGGUUUCCAGCAAGGUCGCAUCUUUUAAACCAAUCAAAAGCACAUGACUUAAUUUCAGGGUUGAAGAAAUUAAGUUUACUUCUGUUAAACUAUUCCAUGUUUUAUCAAUUGUAAUAAAUGGUCCAGUUUAUUAACCUAGUCCUGUUUGCUGAGCAUCGUAUAGUCACAAUGUCAGGUCCCUAUGAUGUGCCACCACUUCAUGACAAAGGUUGAGAACCCCUUGCCAGUGAAGGUCAAUGCAUGCCUUCAUUUGCUAAUAAUCAUUAUUCUCCCUAGCACACAUCUGCUUGUUUGUAAUAACUUUUGAUGUAUCUCUUCCAAGCACAUUGUAUUGACAUUCCCCUCAAAUGUUUUGGAUAGCGGAGUUAUAAUCUCGGUUCACCCAUUCAGAAGUAACAAUAUCUCUGAACCUAUGCAGCCGAUUUAACACCAUUAAAUAAAGCUGGAAAUCCCAGACCCACACUACA
Molecule: messenger RNA, 4685 nt
Organism: Pomacea canaliculata
Lineage: Eukaryota; Metazoa; Mollusca; Gastropoda; Architaenioglossa; Ampullariidae
Product: syntaxin-binding protein 1-like
Exons: 18
Coding region: 92-1981 (629 amino acids)
Biological process (GO): vesicle-mediated transport; intracellular protein transport; neurotransmitter secretion
Cellular component (GO): plasma membrane; secretory granule
Molecular function (GO): syntaxin binding
Source: RefSeq, a predicted model, not a curated record